GUCAAACCUGAAAUCAGUUUGAGACGAGUCGUUGUCCAAAGAACAUUGAGAAUUGAGACGGACGGAAGCUGUGCGUCCGUUUUGCAACAAGAAUAAACGUCAACAAAAAGCGUUAAGCAAAUACGUAAAUUUUCAAAGUUAAAAAAAGAACAAUUUUAAGUGAAAUAAAGCAGAGUUGCGGACUCCACGUUAAAGUUACACAACAAAAACAAAGUGAAUAUUCAACCAAAUAUGUCCUCCAGAUCGGCUUCGCCAUUGAGCAACGUGACGGUGGACGACGAAAUAAGCAUAAAAGAACACGAUUUCGCGCCCGAGUACCUGGUGAUCAAAGAGGAGCGCGAGAGCAGCAUUUCGCCCAUACUGACGCCGCCGCAUACGCCGACAGAGGAGCAUACGCGCGGCCGCAGCCAACAGCACGCCCCCCACGCGGUGGCGAGCAGCAGCAGUUCGCUGUACGAAAUGGAGCAACAACAAUUGCAGCGGGAACAACUACACAUACAGCAGCAGCAGCAGCAACAACAAACACACAUGGCGCUAUUGCACACAACAACGCCAACAACACAACAAGCGCAACGCCGACCGUAUCCAGGCGCGCUGGUGGAGGCACAACACCUGCAACAGCAACAGCAAGCAGCGGCGGCGGCUGCGGCUGCGGCGGCGGCGCAGCAACAUCACCAACAGCAACAGCAUCGCCUGUGGCUACACAUGCAACAGCAACAACAACAACAGCAGCAGCAGCAACAACAACAAGCUGCCGCCGCUUACGCCUACGGCCACGCCACACAAUUUCUACCCAGCGCCGCAGUGACUGCCGAUGCAGUGCAACAACAUCAAGCGCUACUCAUGAACCAGUGGUUGCGCAGCGCUGCGCUCUAUCACCACAGCCACCAACAACAUCCACAUGCUGCCGCCGCACCUCACCACCAUCACCCGCAUGCAUUGGCGCCUGGCGCUGGCGGUGCGCAUCACAUACGCCCCUAUCCUGCGCUGCAUCCACUUCAUCCCGCCGCACGCCUACACGGCCUUCCAGCGGCUAUGAAGUUGGCCGGCGGCGCGCCAAUUGCUGGCAGCAGACCAAAGAAGCAAUUUAUUUGCAAAUAUUGUAAUCGUCACUUCACCAAGUCGUACAACCUGCUCAUACACGAGCGCACACACACCGAUGAGCGGCCAUAUUCGUGCGACAUUUGCGGCAAGGCAUUUCGGCGGCAGGAUCACUUGCGCGACCACCGCUACAUACACUCCAAGGAGAAGCCGUUCAAGUGUAGCGAUUGCGGCAAGGGUUUCUGCCAGUCGCGCACGCUGGCCGUACACAAGGUGACCCAUCUGGAGGAGGCGCCACACAAGUGUCCCAUCUGCCAGCGUAGCUUCAAUCAGCGCGCCAAUUUACGCAGUCACCUGCAUAGUCAUACCGAAGCGCAGCUGGCGGCGAUCAAGCAGAGCGGCGGCAAGUACAAUGAGCUGUCAAUGUCAACAACGGCAUGCACGCCAACUAAAUCGCCCUGCAGCUCGGCUACAUCGAGCGCACCAACAACACCCAUACUCGACCUAUCCGCCUCGGGCGGCGUGCAAUCGAAUGAGGGCGGUGAGCGGCCGAAGCGCGCGCUUGGUUUUAGUAUUGCUGAGAUCAUGAGCAGGUAGACGCUUGUUGUGGGUGCAAACGCUAAAAGCCGUUGGUG
This is a messenger RNA of Rhagoletis zephyria (snowberry fruit fly), 1676 nucleotides long. RefSeq names its product odd skipped (gene odd). Gene Ontology annotation, biological process: embryonic pattern specification; embryonic hindgut morphogenesis; regulation of transcription by RNA polymerase II. The record is from RefSeq and is a predicted model, not a curated record. Lineage: Eukaryota; Metazoa; Arthropoda; Insecta; Diptera; Tephritidae. Gene Ontology annotation, cellular component: nucleus. Gene Ontology annotation, molecular function: DNA-binding transcription factor activity, RNA polymerase II-specific; RNA polymerase II transcription regulatory region sequence-specific DNA binding.